Diachasma alloeum is the source of this 1527-nucleotide messenger RNA. Its product is annotated as carbohydrate sulfotransferase 11. Lineage: Eukaryota; Metazoa; Arthropoda; Insecta; Hymenoptera; Braconidae. Gene Ontology annotation, cellular component: membrane. The coding region runs from base 304 to 1290 and encodes 328 amino acids. The transcript is spliced from 5 exons. The record is from RefSeq and is a predicted model, not a curated record. Gene Ontology annotation, biological process: carbohydrate biosynthetic process. Gene Ontology annotation, molecular function: sulfotransferase activity.
AACACGGGAAAAAGAGGCGAACAUUGAGUGGGGUCGGGCGACUGUGGCCACAAAUAGAAUAAGCGGGGAGAAUCUACUCACUGCGUGUAAAACCACAUAACAGUGAUUAGUGCAAGACGUGUGAUUGUGCUGCGAAUGGAUCACCUGUCAGUGAUUUGUCGGUAGGGGAUCUGAGAUUGAAGUUCAGCCCCACUCCACAAUCCCAUCACUAAACACAGAGCUUUUUGUUAUCAACUCUAGAGUGGAGAUUCUUCGGGACUCGCGUCAGCCGGGCUGAAUCAAUGAGUGGGAAGGCAGAGUAUCAUGACAGGAUGGAGAGUAGCACUGGGGAUGACAGUUUGGACUUACGUGUUGGUGGAUUUGUUUGUGACAGGCGAGAUCAGUUUGUCAGGUGAUAUUCCUCGACGAAAGCCACCUUAUUCCGUGAUGGGGUCAAAUGCCCUUGAGAGAUCGGUACUAAUGGAUCGCCAGGAGAGACUGCAGCUCAACUGCGAGGAGGUGAUGAGGAUGGCUAGUCCUGAACUGGAGAAUCUCAAGCCCAAGGACUUUCGGAAUAUUCUGGUGGAUGAGGCGCACGAAUUGCUUUACUGCUAUGUACCAAAAGUAGCCUGCACAAACUGGAAGCGCGUUCUGAUGAUAGCAACCGGCAAAUGGCCUGGAAGUGAUCCCCUGGAAAUUCCAGCCAAUUUGACACACGCCCCUGGCACUUUUCUACGUCUGAGCAACUUCUCAAUGCCCGAAAUUGAGCAAAAAUUGGCAACUUACGAUGCACUCAUUGCAGUGCGCCACCCACUGGAGAGAUUGCUGUCAGCUUACAGGAACAAACUCGAGACGAGGGACGAGACGAGUUCAAAGUACUUCCAAACUCGUUUUGGAAGAAAGAUCGUCAAGAGAUACAGAAAAAAUGCCACCAGGGAGUCACUGCGCAAAGGCGAUGACGUGACUUUCGGGGAAUUUGUUGAUUUUAUCACUGAUGAUAAUAAUGGGACGACCAAUGAACACUGGAGACCAGUCAGUGAAUUGUGUCUGCCAUGUAUAGUUAAUUAUAAUCUCAUUAGCAAGUAUGAGACUCUGGUGGAAGACGCCACCGAGGUGCUGGAGAGGAUUGGAACGGGAUACAUAAGUUUUCCAUCGAAGCCAACAGGUCGCGAGCCAACGGAAAAAAAAUUGGAGGAUUAUUACUCAAGGCUCUCGUUCAAACAACUCAGGAAACUAGCGGAAUUCUACAGGAUAGACCUGAAACUGUUCGAUUACUCGAUGGAGGAUGUCCUGGGCUUCUCCCUCGCGUAACGUCGUAUUGCCACUUAUUGCAAUGGAAUUAUUGAAUAGAUCGUGUGAUUUAUAUAAUGCUCACUGAAAAGAGUGUUCAUCUUGAUGGAUGAAUUAGUCACAUAUGCCCAUGUGCCAAUUUUAUUCUACUGAAUAGUAACAGAGAUUGGUUUGGAGUCGCCUCAGGUAUAUAGACUAAUAAAAUCAUUCUUUGUAAGAAAAUAUGUGCAAUCAAAUAAAUACUGUCUUAUAUUUUUA